Messenger RNA from Lolium perenne, 733 nucleotides. RefSeq names its product phospholipase D alpha 1-like. Gene Ontology annotation, cellular component: plasma membrane. Lineage: Eukaryota; Viridiplantae; Streptophyta; Magnoliopsida; Poales; Poaceae. Gene Ontology annotation, molecular function: D-type glycerophospholipase activity. The record is from RefSeq and is a predicted model, not a curated record. Gene Ontology annotation, biological process: phospholipid catabolic process.
AUGAUGUACGGCAUCGUCAUGGAGGCGAUCGACGACGCCGGGCUCCGCGGCCAGGCGCACCCCUGCGACUACCUCAACUUCUUCUGCCUCGGGAACCGGGAGACGCCGCGCCCAGGUGAGUAUGUGCCGCCGGUGAAGCCGGAGGAGGGCACGGACUACUGGCGAGCGCAGGCGAGCCGUCGGGGCCCAAUCUACGUGCACGCCAAGCUCAUGAUCGUGGACGACGAAUAUGUCAUCGUGGGCUCGGCGAACCUAAACGAGCGGUCGCUGGCCGGCAACCGGGACAGCGAGAUCGCGCAGGGGAGCUACCAACCGGCGCACCUGAACGGGUCGGAUGGCGGGCGCGCCCUGGGCGUCGUGCACGCGUUCCGGACGUCUCUGUGGCACGAGCACCUAAUGAACGACGUCGGCGCCGGUGCCGGCGUGGCCGUGUCAGCGGAGCCUGAGAGCGUGGAGUGCGUACACGCGGUGCGGCGCACGGCGGAGGAGCUGUGGGAUGCGUACACGCAGGACAGGGUGGAGGACCUGCGGGGGCACCUGCUGCCGUUCCCGAUCAGCGUGUCAGAGUUCGGGGAGGUAACAGACCUGCCGGCGGACGGCUGCUUCCCGGACACCAAAGCGCCGGUGAAGGGGAGGAAGUCGGCCACACUCCCGGCCAUCCUAACAACUUGAGGCUGCUCUUGUGUCACCUGCACGGUAGUAACGUUCACAAGAACUGGGUCACAUGAGUACU